This is a messenger RNA of Lampris incognitus (smalleye Pacific opah), 708 nucleotides long. It is a transcript of the gene fabp4a, whose product is annotated as fatty acid binding protein 4a. The record is from RefSeq and is a predicted model, not a curated record. Lineage: Eukaryota; Metazoa; Chordata; Actinopteri; Lampriformes; Lampridae. Gene Ontology annotation, cellular component: nucleus; cytosol. Gene Ontology annotation, molecular function: fatty acid binding. Bases 85 to 489 code for a protein of 134 amino acids. The transcript is spliced from 4 exons. Gene Ontology annotation, biological process: fatty acid transport.
GCUUGGCCCCGGUUCACACCGGCACGACUCGUGCUCUUGGAACAAUUGGCCUGUCUGCGGAGGGUUUCACACACAGCUGCAAAGAUGGUUGAGAGGUUUGUUGGGACGUGGAAGAUGGUUUCCAGUGAGAACUUUGACGACUACAUGAAAGCAAUCGGUGUGGGGUUUGCAACCAGGCAGGUGGGGAAUCGGACCAAGCCCAAUUUGAUAGUGAUGGUCGACGACCAGGGGUAUAUUUGCAUGAAGUCACAAAGUACUUUUAAAACAACUGAAAUCAAAUUCAAGCUGAACGAGCCGUUUGACGAAACCACCGCAGACGACAGGAAAACCACGACCGUCGUAACCCUGGAAAAUGGCAUACUCGUGCAGAAACAGUGUUGGGAUGGCAAAGAAACUAAUAUCGAGAGGGAGGUGACAGACGGAAAAUUGAUAGCGAAAUGCAGGAUGGGGGACGUGGUGGCCGUGAGGACAUACGUGAAGGAGGCAUAACGGACGGGACCCCCACCCUCCGUGUACGGAUGACGGAAAGGCUCAGUUCAAUGAGCGCGAAGGAAAACUAAAGUUGACGGCGUAUUAUUUGCUCUUCCUAUAUUCUUUAUCUUCACUGUGUUGCCAAAGCAAAUUUCUAUUCCUCUUCACUCCCAACACGACUCAUUCGGUUCCAACCAUUGUUGUAGUGAUUUGAAUAAAGAUGAUGAAAUGAUAAAA